AUGUCCAAAACGGACUCCGAAUACCGAUUUUCUAUACUUGCUUCCUCUUCUGAUGCUACUCAGAUCUCUAGUCUACCUAUUCAUCUUACUUCCAGAAAGAUUCUCGUGAUUGACUCGAUUCUGUCCGGAAACAGAAUCGCCGAAAAGAACUUCUACCGAGAUAUCUUAAAUCCCCUUUUUGUACUUUUAGAUAUAUCCUCAGAUUACAUUGAAACCACUUCCUCUACCAGUGUUUCUGACCAGGCUCACUCUUUACAGUCCGGCACUGCCUAUUUGGUGAUAAUCAUCUCCGGCGAUACUUCUCUCAACGAGUUUGUCAAUUGUGUUCGCAAAGAUUCAGACGUUGCUUUUCUAACGGUUGCUCAGGGUACAGGCAAUGCAUUUGCCAACUCAAUCGGGUUGUCUACUGGCUUAGAUACUGUAAAGUCAUUAUUACUUGGAACCUACCAUAAUUUCCACCUCUAUAGAUCUCAGUUCGAUCCUCCCGGAUCUCUUAUCGACGAAGAAGAUCACACGAUUCGAACAGUUCGCUCAUUACUCUUCUUUGUGGUUGGCUCAUGGUGUCUACACUCCACAUUAGUGGCAGAUUCCUCUUCCGCAGAGAUGAGACGCAAAUAUGGUCAGCUACGCUUUCAUAAAGCUGCUGAAUCUAUUCUCAAGCAAAAUCCGGAUUUCGUUGGAUCCAUAAUCACUCACCAUAAAGACCGAUCGUUUUCAGUGAUUGAAUCAAAAACGAAUCUCUCCUAUUUCAUAGUAACGGCUUUACCGAGGUUUGAGCCAACCUUCCUAAUCUCUCCUAACUCUCUUCCUCAGUCGCAUCAACUACAUCUUCUCUACUUCCCUCAUACUACUCCCGAGUCAACCAUGGAAAUAAUGAAUCAGGCCUACAGUAAUGGCUCUCAUAUCAGUAAUCCAUUGGUCAGAUAUCUUGCUAUUGAUUCUGGAGAUUUCGUGACUCUUCAACUUGACGAUUCCAUAACUUCCGACUCUUUUUCAAAGAUCUGUAUCGAUGGAAACAUAAUUUUGAUGAAUGGUAAAGGCAGGACUGUCACAUUUGACUGUGUCGAGAGUAAUCUACUCUAUAUACGGUAA
Molecule: messenger RNA, 1092 nt
Organism: Brettanomyces nanus
Lineage: Eukaryota; Fungi; Ascomycota; Pichiomycetes; Pichiales; Pichiaceae
Exons: 2
Coding region: 1-1092 (363 amino acids)
Biological process (GO): sphingosine biosynthetic process
Cellular component (GO): membrane; cytoplasm; intracellular membrane-bounded organelle
Source: RefSeq, a predicted model, not a curated record